AUGGGUCGUCCAAAAUUGAUUUUGAAACCCAUCACAAAUGGGAGAGAUCGUGAUUUGGCUUUGAUGAAGAGAAAGAAGGCAUUAUUGAAGACAAUAUCUGAAUUUUGUAGUGUGUGUGGAGUGAAAGCUUGUUUGAUUAUGUAUGAUGGCAAAGGUGAUUCUCCACCAUUGACUUGGCCCCAAGACCCCAUUGAGAUGCACUCCAUCAUUCAAAGGUAUGAGCGUAUGGUGUAUGAGAAAAUUCCUAAGAACUUUGAUCUCAAUAACUUUUUUGAGACGAGGAAGAACAUGGUUGACAGUGAGAUUGCCAAAGUUCAGAAAGAGAUCCUUGAGACCAAAUAUCCCACUUGGCAUCCAUGCUUCAACAACCUUGGUGCUGAAGAAUUGAAGAAUUUCAUAGCUAGAUUGGACAGUAAGCUUGAAGCAUGUAAUAAACGAACAGUAACGGUCAAAUGCAAGAAACAAGAUGAAGCCCAAUUCAAUUUCAAGCAAUGCCUGAUUCAACCAGAAUGUGUUGCUCCAAAUCCAACCCAACUGGUUUUCAUGAAGGAUAUUCUCCAAAACCAACUUCCUUUUGCUCCAAUGAACCCACUUAAUGGUAACCUUGCACCACCUUUCCAACACAAUUCUGAAAAAGGCUCUAGUUCUCAAUCCCCAAAGCUUAACUUUGAUCCAAAUCUCAUGCAAUUGAAGGAAGAGAACAAAGGAGUGGUGGAUACAUCCAAUGCAUGCCAAACUGAUGUGCUUAAAAAUCCUUCAAAUAAAUUUGAUGUGCCUUAUGAUUUUCUUGAUGAGUCCCUUAAUCUUUUUGACCAACUUGGAUGCACUUGCGGUUGGAGGAAGUAUCACAACAAUGAAUGGUGGUGUUACUGA
Molecule: messenger RNA, 873 nt
Organism: Vigna angularis (adzuki bean)
Lineage: Eukaryota; Viridiplantae; Streptophyta; Magnoliopsida; Fabales; Fabaceae
Product: agamous-like MADS-box protein AGL82
Exons: 2
Coding region: 1-873 (290 amino acids)
Molecular function (GO): DNA binding; protein dimerization activity
Source: RefSeq, a predicted model, not a curated record